This is a messenger RNA of Calypte anna (Anna's hummingbird), 4091 nucleotides long. It is a transcript of the gene FSTL1, whose product is annotated as follistatin like 1. The record is from RefSeq and is a predicted model, not a curated record. Gene Ontology annotation, molecular function: protein binding; calcium ion binding. NCBI's taxonomy places the organism in Eukaryota, Metazoa, Chordata, Aves, Apodiformes, Trochilidae. The transcript has 11 exons. The coding region runs from base 144 to 1091 and encodes 315 amino acids. Gene Ontology annotation, biological process: cell differentiation; multicellular organism development; regulation of BMP signaling pathway.
GGGGGUCGGGCCGGGGGUGGAGCCGCGGACUGGUGGGUCGGGGUGAGGGGGAGCCCUCCCCUUCCCUUCCCGAACGAGCCGGAGCCGGGAAAGGCGCCUCCUCAGCUCGUCUUGCCCCGCCGGUGCCGCCAGCCGUCCGCAGCAUGAUCUGGAAAACUCUCCCGCUGCUCUGCGCCCUGCUGGCCGCCGCCCGCCUGCGAGCCGAGGAGGAGCCAAGGAGCAAAUCCAAGAUAUGUGCCAAUGUUUUCUGUGGAGCUGGGCGGGAGUGUGCAGUGACUGAGAAGGGAGAGCCAACCUGCCUUUGCAUUGAGAAAUGCAAACCUCACAAGAGGCCUGUGUGUGGUAGCAAUGGCAAGACAUACCUGAACCACUGUGAGCUGCACCGUGAUGCCUGCCUCACUGGCUCCAAGAUCCAGGUGGAUUAUGAUGGCCACUGUAAAGAGAAAAAGUCUGAGAAUCCAGCUGCAAGCCCAGUUGUCUGCUACCAGUCAGACAGGGAUGAGCUUCGUCGCCGUGUCAUCCAGUGGCUGGAAGCUGAAAUUAUCCCAGAUGGCUGGUUUUCCAAGGGGAGCAACUACAGCGAAGUACUGGACAAGUAUUUCAAGAGCUUUGAUGAUGGCGAUUCUCGCUUGGACUCCACUGAAUUCCUGAAAUUUGUGGAGCAGAAUGAGACUGCUGUCAACAUCACAACAUACAUGGACCAGGAGACCAACAAGCUGCUCAGGGGACUCUGUGUAGAUGCCCUGAUUGAACUAUCAGAUGAAAAUGCCGACUGGAAACUCAGCUUCAAUGAAUUUCUCAAGUGCCUCAGCCCAUCCUUCAACCCACCAGAGAAAAAGUGUGCCCUGGAAGAUGAAAGCUACGAGGAUGGAGCAGAGACCCAGGUGGAAUGCAACCGCUGUGUCUGUGCCUGUGGGAACUGGGUGUGCACCGCAAUGACGUGUGAGGGCAAGAAUGGGAAGGUGCCUGCUCAGCGACAGCGACCUGAUCAAGACUUGACUGAGGAGGAGCUGGCUAGAUACGUUCAGGAACUGCAGAAGCAUCAGGAGACAGCUGAGAAGACCAAGAGAAUGAGCACCAAGGAGAUGUAAGGGGCCUCCACACUGGUGGAGCCCAGGAGGAUGGGCCCAAGCUACCGCCCUGUCCUCCAGUAUGCACAAGUGUCUGCUACAGUUGCCCAGUCACAGAUAUUUACAUUGUAUAGCGAUGGGUUAUUUGUUUUGUAAUACACAGAGAAUGGGGCCAGGAAAGGGGAGCAGAGCCCACCUGUUUAGGGAGCUUCAUUGCUGGGGCUUAGGAAGGCUGGAAGGGACUUACAGCAGCCUCUGGGACCCUUUCCCAGAGCAGGCAGCUGCUCCCUCCAAGAGCUAAGAGGGAUUUCUUGUUCCCCUGGAUCUGGGGAAAGGAAGGGGGUCAGUGCUGGAUAGAAAAGGGGGUCUUGAAUUGAUAAAAUUGGCAGCACCAGCCUUGGCUGCAGCAAUAGAGGCCCAGCAAUUUUGUGGCUGAGCACAUGUGCUGCAGGGCAUCAUUAGCCAAUGACCUUGCCCUGCUUACCUUUCCCUUUGGUUUGAGCUCCUCAAAGCUGGGCAGCGUGUUGUGACACCUGGAAGUCGAGGUGCCAUGCUGCUGGUAUGAGUCCAGCACGUUCCUCCUUGCUUUCCACCAGACUGUGCCCAGCAGCUCCUCCAGUACAUUGUGGGCUCUAACACAACAUGGUUCCUUUUGACCUCAUCUCACCCUUACUCUCCCUGCCCCCUCCUUAGAGGUGCUACCACGUUUUUUUCUUAUCACAUUCACAUGCUGACUCCCCCUUUUGUUUUGGUUUUUUUUUAUUACUUUGUUUCCUAUGGUAGUAAUUCAGCUUUUGUAUGUUUUGUAGCUCUAGAUCUUUCAAGAAAACCCAGCCUGUGGGUUUUUGUUGUUGACAGUGCUGUAAUGCCCUUGCACAGUUUGUAUCUCACUGCGCUCAGCCAUCACAAACUCCAAGAGCAACUUGUAAGCCCUGCACUGCAGGGUAUUUCUCAGCCAGUGAUAACAGUAUCCCCCAUGGGAAGAAGAGACAGGGCUGGUUGUAAGUAGUUGCACCAGGCAUGGACUUACACUGGAGGUCUCUAGCUCUUGCUCCUUUAGCUAGCAAUAACCAUGUCCUCAAAGUCUGUGCUCAUGCUGCUCUAAAUUGCCCAGAGGGAAGUGCCAAGUGGUCUAGAGACAGAGGAAACAGGCAGUCCCAUUUUAAAAUGCUUAACUAUGUUGAAGUCUGGCCUGUUAGCCAUCAUCUUGGGCUUCCCAUCUCCCUCUGGGGUGAGGCAGCAGCAUUAUUCCAGGUCUGGGUUUGGAGUCAGGGCUGGAAGCCUCGUUACUAAUGCAUUUCACAGUGUCUCUGAUCAGACUGUCUUCAGCUGCCCUCACUAUCCUUUUGUGGGUCAUUUUCAUCUGACCUGCUUCUCAGAGUGUUGAUUGUAGAUAUAAAUGAAAUGCUGUUUUUUUGACAAUCACUUCUGUAGCCUCAAGCCCAGCUGAGUUUAUCUUGCAGUUGUCAAAUGUAAUUCAUACACACCUUAACCUCCUUUUUCCACAUUCUCUUCAUGCCCCUGCUGUGCAUUCCAAGCAGUUGCACAUACCCUAAGUUGAGACGCUUGUGACUCCCACCUUUCUGUUUGUCAGCAGCUUCAGCAGUUAUUGCCAGGUCCCUUGUGCUUACUCAAGUGAAACUCCAUCUGCAUCUGCAAAAACAUGUUCUGCUUUAGUGAAGAUCAGCAGGACUUUUGUCCCAACCUUCCCCUUUUUGCACAGUGCUUUCCUUGGAGGGGAAGAGUGAGUUGGCACCUAGCAAGUGUAGGCAAAGAAGAAAACUUGGUCCCUCCAAUGGUCUCAUUCAUGAGCCACAUUUGUUGAAGGCUGUCUGGUCUUUGAGCUGUUUUCCUGAUGUGAGCUCAGCUGAUGUCCAUUGGCUUUGGCACAAUGCCAUGUUUCCAGUGAGACUCACACUCUUACCUGCCACAUUUGGAGGUUUUAGCAUAAUAAAUGCAGAAGAGGGCUGGUUCUUUUCCUGUGAGGGUCUGGUUUUUAGAAGCUGUCUCCUGUGAAGGUGAGGGAAAUGAGUCUAGAGGAGCUGAGGGUUGUGUGGAUAAUGCUACACUGGAACAGAGUCAUUGUCAGUGUUCUGGUGGCACUGGAUGAACUGGUUGGUGGAAUUAGGAGCACCCAUUAGAUAUACCUUCACUCCUCCCCAACAGUAUGAGUGAAACAGCUUCAUGUGCUGGAUCUAGAGUCACAGGAAUACUGUUAAUAAAAGUUUUGCUUUAUUCUGACCCUGCUCUGAAAGGUAGUUUGUGCCUUCCAGCUCAUGCCCUGCCAGUUUGGAUCAUUAAAGUGCCUUAGAGAAAAUGUAACAGCUUGCCUUAAAGGCUUUCUUUCCCUGGGUGGCGAUGAUAUCCAACUGUCCAGUCAGGAAAAUCUCCACCUGGGAGUAACACAGCAUGUGCAGGAAGGGGAGGCUAAUCCAUGACUGAAGGGCUCCUAUAGACUGGGUUAUGUGAUACAUUCUCUAGCUCCCUUUCUGUCCUCUGUGGACAUGCAAGCUAAGAGGCUGGCUGCUGGAGGCGUCUGGAAAGGUGGGUGCUGGCAGUUGAGGUUUACAGAGCUUGCCCUGAAGGCAGAGGGAUGGGCUGCUACCUCAGGCAAGGCCAGCUGAGCUCUCUGACAAGCCAUACAACAUAUCCUGGGAUAGCACAGGGCAGUGGGGUGGGAGUACGGUGACCAUACCUCCAUGGGAAGGACUGCAGCCUGUGGAGAGUUUUCCUCCUUGUGCCCUCACAGGGAAAAUGCGACCGUAGAGAGUGAUGCCAGCUGUAAGGGCUACAGUACCCUAAGGAGACUGAAACCUCUCAGCUGCCCACAGUGAGAAGGGCAACCUUUGGUGAGCAGUGCCCAGGCUGUGCCCUGCAGCAGGCUGGCUGGUUGCUGUUUUCUGCAGGGUGACUUGGCUGCUAGGGAAGGAGGUGCUGAGUUUCAGCUGUUGCCCUCUGGGACAAUCACUGUACAGGCUGCAAAGGGCAGGGGAGGCUUUUUUUUUUCCCCAAAAAGCCAAA